Molecule: messenger RNA, 1989 nt
Organism: Penicillium paradoxum
Lineage: Eukaryota; Fungi; Ascomycota; Eurotiomycetes; Eurotiales; Aspergillaceae
Exons: 3
Coding region: 1-1989 (662 amino acids)
Source: RefSeq, a predicted model, not a curated record
AUGACACCCGCAAAAAUGCCCCUUCGGGCUGAUGAAGAGAUGGGCAAGAAGGAUGACGACCAUCGGCCCUCUGAUCAAGCGCGUUUCCUACCUUUGCGACAUCGAGCGAUACCCCGACCUCGCCGGAUAAUCCUCGCUGUAAUUGCGCUUGUUCUCGUUUACGAGUUCUUCAAACAUAUGCCGACGGACCUGGGCCCCGCCGUUGAACGGUAUAACCCUGCGAUUGCAAGGUUACGAGAUGAAAACCUUGCUAAAUGGGCCAACCCAGAUAAACCACCUGCUGUUUCCAACCCAGUUAUUGCACCACCAGUCAAGGUGUUGGAAUCGAAUCGGGAGGAGGAGGUUUACGAUGGAAAGAUCAAGUUCUAUGAGUUGGCCCACUCUCUUCCCCGCGAUAAGUACUCGCGGAAAGCAGCUAGUCGUGCAGUUGUCUUUGCAGCAUCCAGUCUUCGCAGUGUGUCGGAUCUCUUGCCCCUAGCUUGUCGCAUGGCUGGUGAACAGUUGAACUAUGUGCAUUUUGUUUUGAUGGGAAAAGAGGAAAUUUCAAUCGAAGGCAUCAAGGGGGUUAAUGGCAUUAGAGAUGAUGAGUGCCCAUUGACAUGGCAUGAUGCCCGGCCGGACUAUGCAUCCAAAUCUACCGACGACCGCAUGGAGCGAUCCGUGGUAUCAGGCCUUCAAAUAAUCCGGACCUACAUUAGACCCGAUGUUCUUGUCACGCAAGGCCGGAGCUGGGAGGAUCCCUUUUUCUGGAACGGAGUCGAGAUACAUUCACAGGAGAAUGCCACCCCUCAUGUCGCUCUUUCCACGGCUUCAAGGAAUAUUAUGUGGAUAGCUCUGCUGGAUAGCGUGGCUCUUCGAUCAUGGAAUGAUGUACAGGUCGAAAUGGUGGUGCAUGCACCGUCUGAGUCUUCUGGUUCUUUGAUUAGGCUUAUGCAGUCAUUAGAUGCAGCCGACUAUUUAGGAUCAACGCCGAGCUUGACGAUAGAGCUCCCUCAGCAGGUGGAUCCGCAACUGCUUCAGUUUUUACAGCAUUUGGAUGGCUUGACCCAGCUUACUAGCCGAAUCAGUAUUCGGCGGCACAUCCAGCCACAUGGCAUGGAUGCAACAGAGUCAUCGCUUCGGACUGUGGAGGCGUUUUAUCCUCGGAACCCGGAUGUCACACAUUUGCUUAUGCUAUCUCCACAGGCAGAGCUCGCACCCUCAUUCUAUCACUACCUGAAGUUUGCUGUUCUGAACUAUAAACAAUCUGCCCGGGCCAGUCAUAUAUUCCCCAAUAUUAUUGGCAUCUCCCUUGAACUACCAUCAUCGAAACCUACGUCUGACAGCCAAUCGUUCACCCCACCUGCCAUGGCCGGUAAAGAUAAUGAACAGUAUCUUCCCUCGUUCCUCUGGCAGGCCCCAAAUAGCAAUGCAGCAUUGUACUUUGGCGAUGCGUGGGCCGAAUUCCACUCAUUCCUGGCUAACCGCUUGUCUACUCCGCAAUCUGCGGCGGCCUCUCAAACAAAGUUGAUAUCAGAGAGAUAUCCAGCCUUUAUGGAACACUUGCUGGAGAUGAUCCGUGCUAAAGGAUAUUAUCUUCUGUACCCAUCUUUUCCGGUCAUCAAAUCUCCUUCGAUUGCUACAGUACACAACGAGCUAUACCAGGCGCCAGAAGAAUUCGGGAGUAGCAAGCCCAUCAGCUCGGGCAGAGAAGUGGUUUUGGAUAUCGAUGACCCUACAAAGCCGCUUACAGGGGAUUUUGCCACCGGCUUGGGGAAUGUCGAAAGACCACUAGGCCGCGUAUCAACCAUCAUGCCGCUGCUUGACCUGUUUCCCUUGGGUCUUCCCGAUCUUGAUAACCUGCCUCUACUUUCGUAUGAUGGCGAAGAGUUGACCCCCACGGCUUAUGCCAAGCAAACAGAAGAGUAUGCCAAGCAGUUCCGGGGCCAUUAUGGAGGAUGUACCGGGGAUAUGAUGGACGCUCCCUCAGCAGACAUAUUUUGCAUUUAA